CGCAGUAGCGAGGAACCCGAAUGCUUUGGAUCCGGUUCGCUGCUUUGCUACGGAGGGCGCUGGCGCUACGGCUCUGACUCGCUCGGUAUCUGAAGGGCGGUUUUUCGGGGCCUACAUGAACCAAUGGCAUCAUGCCCGCAGUGGCUGGGGCCGCGGACGCGACGUUACUGGACGCCCUUCAACCAAGAAGAAAGGUGGAAACCGCAUCCCGGAAAGGUGGAAAGACUAUCUCCCAAUUGGACAGCGGAUGCCUGGGACUCGUUUCAUUGCUUUCAAAGUACCUUUGCAAAAGAAUUUUGAAGUGAAUCUUGCUCCAGAAGAACGAUUUUCUCUUUUGGAUCUUUUUAACAAAAUCCAAGAGCAAAAUGAAGAGCUUGGACUGAUUAUUGAUUUAACAUAUACUCAGCGCUAUUACAAACCAGAGGAUUUGCCAGAAACUAUUCCUUAUUUAAAAAUUUUUACAGUUGGGCAUCAGGUGCCCGAUGAUGACACUAUUUUUAAAUUCAAGUGUGCUGUUAAUAAAUUUUUGAAGAACAAUAAAGAUAAUGACAAACUUAUUGGUGUCCACUGUACCCAUGGUUUAAACAGGACUGGCUACCUCAUCUGCAGAUAUUUGAUUGAUGUAGAAGGCAUGAGGCCAGAUGAUGCAAUUGAAUUAUUCAAUAGGUGCCGAGGACAUUGCAUAGAAAGACAAAACUAUGUUGAAGAUCUUCAGAAUGGUCCUGUCAGAAAGUAAGUCUUGCAUUUCAUAUGCGAAGUUUGUGGUUCUGGAGAUCUUUUUUUUAUAUAAUUCAAGUUGGAUAUAUCCAUUCUUUUCAUAGGUUCUUCCUUACUGGGGGAAACCUAAAAAAUAGAAAUGAGAGGAGGAAGAGAUUGUUACUUAUAUAG
Molecule: messenger RNA, 888 nt
Organism: Heterocephalus glaber (naked mole-rat)
Lineage: Eukaryota; Metazoa; Chordata; Mammalia; Rodentia; Bathyergidae
Source: RefSeq, a predicted model, not a curated record